This is a messenger RNA of Penicillium brevicompactum, 1002 nucleotides long. RefSeq lists its product as uncharacterized. The record is from RefSeq and is a predicted model, not a curated record. Lineage: Eukaryota; Fungi; Ascomycota; Eurotiomycetes; Eurotiales; Aspergillaceae. The transcript has a single exon. The coding region runs from base 1 to 1002 and encodes 333 amino acids.
AUGGUGCGCAUGUUCAAUCGUUUCUACGUGCUGUGUGUACUCGCAGCAUGUACGAUUCUCACAUCGGCAUGGUUCUUGACGUCACGGCGGUUCCCCGACCUUGUUCCUCUGGCAGUAGGCCCAUUCCAAGUAGCCAGCACAUUUGACCAGCGGCUAGUGGUAUUUGGGGAUUCAUGGAGCGACAACUCAACCACAAAUUCACAAGGGGGCGUAUGGACGGAUUGGCUCUGUUCAAUGGUAAGUUUCUUUUCCCCCGGCCAAAACAGAACGGCUUUUAACUCGAAUCAGUUCUCCUGUCAUCAAGAGAACCUGGCACAGACUGCGAACCCACUCCUCAGAGGAAAAAACGUUGGCGCCGUUGUCGAUAACAAAGAAUUAGAUCUUGUGGGUAGGCUAUCGCAGACACAUCUAGCAGACUUUAAGUCUCAGCUCGAACAGUGGCUCGUGGCCGAAUCAACAUUAAGUCUAUCUGCAGAAGAAGUACGCUUCCGACAGGAUCACACCAUUUUCGUGGUGUCGUUCGGCGUGUGGGACCUCUGGAGCCUGAUUGGCAAAGACUACGACGCCGCAAAACAGUCGAUCGAGCGUCGCAUCACACGAAUUAUGGAGCACCUCGACGAACUGUCGUCGCGCUGGGGCACGUCAGAAUUGAAAGUAAUUCUGACGCAGACGGUUGACGUGACCUUCCUCCCGGGCUUUGAACCGGCAGAUCAGACCAAGGACACGGUGCGAAUGCUAGAGCACUGGAACCAGCAACUACGGGAGGCGGCGAAGGAGUGGACACAGGGGACUAUAUAUAUAUUCGACACGAACACAUUCAUAAUGGAUCGCAUUCGCGACUACCAACUCUACGCGGCGGGCAUUGAAGAAGAGAAUGGGCUUGGGAAGAAUUUGGACGGAUGGGUGAAUGUCGUGGAGCCCUGUGUUGAGAGUGGGCUUCGGGUCAUGAUGUCAAAAGAGAGGAAACAGUGUGAGCAGCCAGAGAAGUAUCUGUUCUGGUAA